CGUUACGACAUUUCGAAUGCUCUCUUUCUCAAAGCAUUCAAAGGACAGGGAAAAAAUACAAUCUACAACACACCACGCCGGAACAAGCGAAACAGCAAAAGAGCUCAAACAAUCGCCGUAGUGAAAUACACAAACCACCAUGCUCCGAAUAGCUACAAUUCUACCAGUUGUCGCUGUGGCCUCUCUGACUACGGCGGAAUUUGCACUUUCCACCCAUGCCGAAGGAAUAAUUUCAUCAAAUUCUUUCCAAGCAACUCGGGGUCUAAGCAUCAUCAAUGGUUCCGGUGUGAGAGAAGGGAGAGAAUUAAGUCCCGAAGAGGCCGAAGAGCCAAAGGGAUCUAAGAAAUCAAAGGCACCAAAGAAAGGUAAAGAUCCAAAAGGAGAAAAAGGAGAUAAAGGAUCAAAAAAAUCAAAGAAAGAGAAAGGAGCGAAGGGUGCAAAGGUACAAAAAGUUUCGAAGAAAGGAAAGAGCUUUCAAUCGGAAGACAUACUGGUACGUUUUCCAAUUGCUAUCCAUUAUGCGAUACGCCAAUUUGAAGGCAAUUAAUAUUUUUUUGCAUCUGUUUUGGAUUCCAACAGAAUCAACUGGACUUCAUUGCUCAUUAUUAUGUAUUUUUUUCUUUCUCUGAUCUUUUUUUUUCCUCGUAUUAUCAAACUAUCUUUUUCCAACUGACAUCAAUUUCGUCGAUACAAUCCUCCAGGAUUGGCUUCUCGAUGACGCAGAAGGAAACGUUACUAUAACGACUGAAACAGUGACAGAAACUACCGAUACGGUCGUGGACGACACCGAGACAACUUCAACCGAAGACCCACCAGCAGCAGACGAUUCUUCGUCCUCGACCGAACAGGAAGAAGUUCCACCAGAAUCCAAAUCCAGUGGUGCAGUGCGUUCGCCGUCGUUCGCCAGCUCGGUUCUUUUCACGUUCGCAGCUACUUGUGUUGCUGCUGCUCAGUUCCUAUAACAGACACAUUGCUUGCAAGGGUCGAUUGAUGACUGCGAUACAGCUUGGCUGUAUUCAUGUAUAUGUAUCUCGUGUUUUUCUGUCUAUAUGUGGAUGCUUUGAUGCUUGGGUUGCUCCGGAUAGUCUACGCCACGUCCUGAUUGCCGGGCAUGGCGAGUCCCAAUAGUGCCAUGCUCUUGUUUUCACCAACUAGAAGCAUGAGUACUUAGUACCAGCGAUUCGAAAUGUGAAAACGUCCAUAAAUAUUGUAAACUUUA
This is a messenger RNA of Pseudo-nitzschia multistriata, 1219 nucleotides long. Lineage: Eukaryota; Bacillariophyta; Bacillariophyceae; Bacillariales; Bacillariaceae. The record is from the annotation of a GenBank genome assembly.